AUGGAAGCCUGUAUAAAAGGGGGCAUCAAAACAUCCGCGAAGCUUCAGUCAAAUCAAGGAACAGCAUCUACCAUGAGGGCAGUCAUGAUCCUGACCCUCGCCGCGACGGCGAUGGCGCGGCCAGAAGCCGGAUACUCCUAUAGCCAGCCAAGCAGUAGCUACGGCGCUCCUUCCGGUGGAUAUUCGCUCGCCGGUGGUGUUGGUGGUAUUAGUGGUAUCGGUGGCAUCCCAGUGAGGCCCAGCACGACUUUCGGCGCAGGCGGUGGUUUCGGCGGUGGUCCAAGUGCCGCCGGCGUUGGUCCAAGUGUCGCCGGCGGUGGUCCAAGUGUCGUCGGCGGUACCGGCGGUAUCGAGGGUGUCACCGGCUUUUCCUCCGGCAGAGCUGAAGCUGCUACCGUUGCCGGCAGUGCCGGCGGUAUCGAAGGUGUCAAAGUUAAUGCGGCAGCGGCAGCUAGAUUCGCCCCUGCCGUUCAGGUUGUUAGAGACGUCUAUGUUUUCGAAUCAUCUAAAGAUCCCGAAGCAGUCAGUCCCGCCGCGGUAUAUCCGUCACGUCCAGCACAGAAGCAUUAUAAGAUCGUCUUCAUCAAGGCACCUACCUCACCAACACCGACCGCUCCAGUGAUCCCGGUGCAGCAGCAGGAUGAGCAGAAGACACUCAUCUACGUUUUGGUCAAGAAACCCGAGGAGGCGCCCGAGAUCAAUCUGCCUACCAUAACGCCCACUCAGCCCAGCAAACCGGAAGUCUACUUUAUCAAAUACAAGACUCAGAAGGAAGUCACUGGCACCGGACCCAGCACGAGUUACGGGGUACCUGGUAAAUCCGGGCCAUACUAG
Messenger RNA from Trachymyrmex cornetzi, 834 nucleotides. Its product is annotated as elastin. Gene Ontology annotation, biological process: chitin-based cuticle development. The transcript is spliced from 3 exons. The record is from RefSeq and is a predicted model, not a curated record. Gene Ontology annotation, cellular component: chitin-based extracellular matrix. Gene Ontology annotation, molecular function: structural constituent of chitin-based larval cuticle. The coding region runs from base 1 to 834 and encodes 277 amino acids. NCBI's taxonomy places the organism in Eukaryota, Metazoa, Arthropoda, Insecta, Hymenoptera, Formicidae.